Harpegnathos saltator (Jerdon's jumping ant) is the source of this 3476-nucleotide messenger RNA. RefSeq names its product 1-Acylglycerol-3-phosphate O-acyltransferase 1 (gene Agpat1). Gene Ontology annotation, cellular component: membrane; endoplasmic reticulum. Gene Ontology annotation, biological process: phosphatidic acid biosynthetic process. NCBI's taxonomy places the organism in Eukaryota, Metazoa, Arthropoda, Insecta, Hymenoptera, Formicidae. The transcript has 4 exons. The record is from RefSeq and is a predicted model, not a curated record. Gene Ontology annotation, molecular function: 1-acylglycerol-3-phosphate O-acyltransferase activity. The coding region runs from base 445 to 1257 and encodes 270 amino acids.
CCACGGCGGUAUUAAAGCGCUCGGUUGCUCGCCGUCGACGGUAGUGUUCGCCUGCGCAGCGGCGCGUUGCGUUGCUUUGUGUCGUGCGGUAAAACGUGUACCCGAAAGUUCUGAGAGACACGAGCCCUACUUGCGACAGUGUCACAAGGUCCCCAAACCAUUCCUUGAACGUCGUCCAAAAAAGAAACGAGUCGAACGGACCAAAGGGGGAGUGCCUACCUGCCACGAGAGUGGUAUUGUAAAGAAGCUAAACGAACUCUGCUUGUGAAAAAGAACGAGAGAAAGAGAAAGAGCGAGAGAGAGAGAGAGAGAGAGAGAGAGAGAGAGAGAGAGAGAGAGAGAGAGAGAAAGAGCAAGGAACGAAAAAAGGAUAGAACAGAAGAGAAGACAGAGUGAGAGAUAUACACGAAUUUACACAGGACGCGUCCGUCUUCUCGGAAGAAAAUGGCCUCGUGGUUCGAGGUGAUCCUCAUCUGCUGCAUUCUCGUGCUGCCGUUCCUCUACGAGACCAGCCGCACGUUUCGCUACCACUUCAAGUUCUUCAUAUAUUACUUCACCGUGUUAUUCAACGCAUUGUGGCUACUGCCCAUUUUUGCAUUGCGGCCUCGCAACGUCAAAAAUUUCGUGCUCGCAUCGUGGUUUUGCCAUUAUAUCAGCCCUCUACUGGGACUGCGCUGGGAGCUGCGAGGAAGAGAACAUCUAGAAAAAGAUAGAGCCUGCAUAAUAGUGGCAAAUCAUCAAAGUUCGCUGGAUAUUCUAGGGUUAUUUGAUCUGUGGCCAGUGAUGGAGAAAUGUACUGUUGUGAGCAAAAAGGAGCUCUUUUAUGCGUGGCCUUUUGGCCUCUCCACAUGGUUAUGUGGUUUGAUCUUUAUUGACAGGAUGAAUUCCGAGUCUGCACGAUCUGUUCUCAACAAUGCCGCGCAGCAGCUCAAGGAUAAAAAGGUAAAACUGUGGAUAUAUCCCGAAGGGACCAGGCGCAACACCGGCGAAAUUCAUCCGUUCAAGAAGGGUGCCUUCCACGUAGCUAUCAAAUCACAGGUACCCAUACUACCGGUCGUAUUCUCUUCCUAUUAUUUCCUGUCUGCAGCAGAGAAGAGGUUCGAUACUGGACGUAUUCUCGUUACGACGUUACCUCCGAUUUCUACCGAGGGACUCAGCACGAACGACGUGGAGGAUCUGAUGCAGAGAACACGGGACGCCAUGUGUGAGGUGUUCCACGCCGUGAAUCUGGAAAAUCAGACAUAUUUAGCGCGGUAAACCGCGUACCGGACAACUGCAAUCUGGACGAAUUGUAACCAGUAACAACCUCGUCUCACGGGAAUACAUACGAUAUUAGCGAUGUAAGUCUUUACGCGGGAACCAAAGACUAAGCAUCUGCUUCUGGUCUUCUUUCUUAUGUUGUUAUUAUCAUUAUUAUUAUCGUCGUCAUUAUUAUUAUUUUAUAAUUAUUAUAAAUAUUAUUCUAAUUUGUAUUAUUAACAUCCUCGCCGCGUAUUCGCGGAUCAGUGGAUUUAGAUAUGGGAAAUUUUAUACGUUGAUUAUUUAUUGUUAGUUGCGUGGGAAUCGGGGUUAGAGGGAGAUUUAGAUGGUUGUUCUGCAACCUUCGUCUUGCAAUCAAUCCCUACGCCGAGUGAUAGUUCCUUGUCUCUCGGUGCACGCGUGAAUGAGUUGUUUCUGUUCGCGAACGACUUUUUCUAAGCUAAGCUGUGUUAAAUCUCCAAACAGAUAGAGAAACAGUGUACACGUGUGCGUGUAUGGUACAGUAAGUACGUAUAGUCAUACGAAAGUCAUACAUCGUUGAUAAAAGGAUUAUAAACGUCGUUCUUAAUUAGUUAGGUGUAAUUUAAAACGCGAGGGUCGUCGAGGAAAAGAUAUACAGCACUCUCUUUAUCGUUAGGGGCGAAUAGUGAGAUAAUAAAGAGAGAGACGAAUUUUUGACACGUACAUCAUGAUUUUUCAUAGAUUAUGAAUUGUAAAUAUAAUUCUCGUUAGAGUGCAUUUUAUAAAUUGUGGGAACAUUGUUAGCGUUUAUACUUAAUAAUAGAUCGUACUAAAUUACAUCAUUAGAUAUAUUUUGCUAUAUAAUGUACGCUUGUACACUCCCACUUGUCUGUUAAUUAUGCUUCCACUUGUUUCCAUAUGGUUGUCCAUAAAGAUUAAAAUACAUACAACUUGGGGAUUACAAAAGUGCACUUUAAUUUAAACUUUUUAAUGAAAUGAAGAAGAGAAUUAAAAAAAAAGAGAGAGAGAAAACGAUUCAAUCAUUACGUUCAUUUGAGAUUCAUUCUAGACGAUUCUCUGAAUAAGGAUAUUUCUUUGCAAUUUUUAACCGCUCGUUGGUUGUCGAGCAUCGUUUUUUAGUAUAUUAUCGGAGAUAAUGCGAAUAAAAUUUAUAUAUACAGACAAAAGCAAAAAGCAAUGUAUUUUGUCUCAAGUACGAUUGCAUUGUGUUACAAUGUACAUAAAUCAGACUGCUGAAAUCUGAUUAUAAAUCUACGUUUGGUUGCGAUUACGAUGUGAAGUGUCAUGAUAUGUCUUACGACUCUCUUGACAUUAAACUUUCUUAGUUUUUGGGCAUUCCGCACAAAUAGUGCGUUUAAUUAUAUAAUUACGACUUGUUGCCUACAUGGUUAUAACAAAGAUAUAAUAACGAAACCAACACUUUUUUACGUUUGGUUUCUUUAUAGAACUGUGUUCAAUUCGUUUUUCUUCCGAUAUCAUUAUUAAAAUUGGAUAUUAUCGUUUUUAAUCGACGCACCUUGUUUUAUAUUAUAUAGCCUAAUGAAAGGUCACAAUACUUUUUUCGACAAAUUUUGCAGUGCAUUCUAUGUUCAAUUGAAAAUAAAAUUUUUUAAGAAUAAGAAAAAUUUUCCUAUUGAAUACGUUAUUAUUUCGUUACAUAGAAAAUUCAUCGAAAAAAAAUGUGAUUUUUAAUAAGCCGACAGUAUAGAAUAAAGAGAAAGAAAUACGUGUGAUGCAGAACUAUAAGCGUUCGUUCACACAUAGUCACAGAUCUGUAUCCUAUAAUGCAACGUUUAUUUAUUCACUUACAGUAAGACAUGAGAAUUUUUUUUUUUUUUUUAGAUAAUUUAACGGGUAAAAUUCUCAUAUUAUGGUGCAACGUUUGUAAUCUGUGUUUAAAAUUUACGUCAAGCAUUUUGUAUGUCAUUCUCUACUAAUCACAUGAUAGUUGUGACACAAGUCGAAGACGUUACCGAAUAGCACGAUAAGAAUAAAUUUAUGUUUGUUAAAAUGGAUGUAGCUAGUUUAUCGCGUCGACUUUUAGUAUUUUUUCGUAAUCUGUAAAUCGUGAUGUUCGGACACUAAAUCUAAACGGACACUAAAUUUAUUUGAAAGAAAAAAAAAACAGAUAAGUCGAAGAUAACGUUUAACGUUUAGUAUAAGAUAAACGCGCAUUUUAAUUGUACUAUGGGUCUUGGUUCAUACUGGCACAGUGCGAUCGACAUUGGUUGUGU